CAUCGAACUGCAUAGCUUCCACACCGUCUGACACCAUCUCCCCGUCGACCACCAUGACACCAUGACCACCGCCAACGUCUCCAGCCUUCCGCGACUCUCGUCCGACAGCGACCCGGCGCUGAACGUGACCUUGACCGUGGCCGCCUCCCUGGCGCUGAUUGGCUGCGUGUCGAGCCUGGCGACGAAGGCCGUGUUCCGGUACAUCAUCCCCACCGCCUGGAAGUGCUGCCUGCUCUGCCUCGAUCUGGCGGCGCUCUCGCUCGCCCUCGGUCUGCUGCUGACUUCCUGUCACGUGGGUGGCGCAAGCAUCCAAACCUGCCAGGCUGCGGGCUUCUUCACAUUGUUCGGCCUGAUUGACCUUGUGUCGUGUCUGACCUUGACUGGCAUUACAUUCCUGCUCAUACAAAACCCAUCAAAGAUGUCGCACCUGUCCACGUUCAGAUGGAAGGUGUUCCUGGCCAUUGUUCUACCCCAGAAGCUGGUGACCCUGAUGCUGGCAGUACUUCCGGUCUCACCUAUCGACUACUUCGACCAGACCACGCCCUACCCUCUCGCAUGCUUUCCUAUCAGACAGGAAGGCGGCAAGGGGUCAACAUUCGGCGCCAUUUUGUUUUUCAUCCUGUGGGGAAUCCUGGCCAUCGCAGUCACGCUGGGCGUGGUCGUCGCCGUGAAGUUCUGGGCGGGGCCCGGCACCAGGGUGCACGCCUCAUCCCCCAGCCUCUGGCAGAUGCAGAAGAUGGAGCAGGGCCGGAGCUACCACAAGUUCACGCUGGUGGAGAUUGUCCUGGCGGUGGUGCUGAUGUUCGUCGUCACCGUGGUGGUCUACAGCAACAGGGAGUUCGCCCCCGCGCCCCAGUGGGUGGCGCUGCUGUCCCUGGCCGGCCUGGUGCUGGUCCACGUUGCCAUGGCGACCGUGCAGCUGUCCAGCUGGAGCGGGCUGUGCUGUGACCGGACGGAGCAGAAGAAGGAGCCGCAUCACCGGCUUAAGCAGCUGGAGCUCAUUAAGACUGAGGGCCCCGGUAAGCUCCGCCUUAAAGCCAGCUGGGCGGCCGGUAAGGGGGUAUGGAAGCAGGGUCUGCUCAAAGUCUACGGGCCGGAGCACAUCAAAGCCUGGGCCCAGGAGAUCGUGGUGCUGGGUCUCCUGAGGAAGUCCCACAGCGCCAGCGUGCUGCAGUGUCUGUGGACCAGCAACUCGAACCCGUACUUCGAGGCCAUGACGCUCAUCAGCGGCAACAUUGUGACCAGUGAUUCCAGACUGACUUGCCUGGAACUGACCUCUAGCGGGACCCUGCAGGACGUGUUGAAGAACAUGAGCUCACCCAUGCCUGACGAGUUCCAGAAGACGAUCAUGCGUGACAUCGCCGAGGGCUUGUCGUACCUGCACGACCAGAACGUUCUACACAGGAAUCUCACGUCUGCUGCCGUCUACCUCAAGGGGUCCGUUCAGGGUCUGGUGAUGCGGGCCGCAGUAGGAGACUUUGAAGACGCCCAAAUCUACGGCACCCUCCUGACCGGCACCCCCAACAGCAGCGUCAGCCGGAAGCGGUUUUUUUAUCCGGACAUCCGGGCCUACGCCCUCGUUGGCAUCGAGCUGCUGGGCCGUGUCUGCGAGUGCCGGCACCUGGCCACUCACUCACAGGCCAGGGCGAUGGCCAAAUCUUUCACGGCCAUCACCAUUCAACAAAACCCGAUGGCCGCCUUCCAAGAACAAAACCAGUUGGUUGAAGGGACCGUCUUUACGGGGAGGAACUCUUUUGUGCCAAAACAUUCCGCCAGUAAGGAGUUUCCGGAAUAUACGAAUCAGUUGGAGUUAUCGAAAAUAGGUUCACCCAAAACAGACCACGUGUCUGAAAAACAAGGUACACCAAAACGAAAAGAUCGAGCCAAAUCAAAUGAGAAAUCGCAGGCUGUUAAAAACGAUAUCGAUGCGAACGUAGUCGAGUACAAUAUUGAUCAAAACUGGAAGUUACAGAUGCGCGCGAGUGACGUCAGUCUAAAUUCUGAUUGGCGGAGACAGGACAAGACGGGUAGGGAGGAGAACAGAGGUUAUCACGUGACAGGUAAGCCAGGGAUUACCUUUGUUAGAGAGGCCAGAAGCAUCGCCGCGUCCAGUAGCUCGGCUUUUCGCCCGGCAAUCGAUUCUAAAGAGGAGCUGGAUUUGAUAGAGGAAGAGAUCGAGGCCAACAACAAGCGAAACACCCUCACUAGAGCCGGAAAUUAUAAACAUGGCGGCUACGUCACGUCGAAAACUCAGGACGGGCGAGAAAUUUUCAUCCCCGCCGCGUACAAGCUGAAAAAAUCCAGCGGCGCUUCCAGCUCGGGGUACGGCAGCGGCGGCGGCAGCACCCCCGUGCAGUCAGAGCACCGGGUCAGUCCCCGCUCCGAGCCCGGGCACCCUCAUAAAACACCCUCCAUGGGUGUAGUCGACAACGGCAUCGUCGAAGUCCUGCCUGGGAUGGCGUUUGACGUGUUGGAAAAAGCCAAGAGAAGCGAGCAGCUUCUGAACGAACUGCUCAAGGCUAAACAAGACGCCAGAGUGGAGAUGCUCUUGGAGAGCUACGACGAAAGAGUCAGGCGAGGCGAGCUCGGCGUCAAUGACUUACCCGCCGGCGUCAUAUUCCCGAAGAAAAACAAACCACCAGAAACCGGAUACGUUUCAAUUCCCGGCCCAGUGACGAACAUACCUCAAACAAAUGUGUACCUUCCUAACCAGGUAAUAAACAACGGUAACCCUAACGACGUCCAAGCGUUUUCGCCUUCUCCGACUAACUCAACCUCCUCUAUUGGGCAUCGCAUGCAAAGAGCACCAGUGAGCUUGGGAAAUGCCUGGAAUGCCAGGUCAUCCAUCAAGCGCACCAGAGCUCGCACGGCGCUAAAGAAAGCGCUGAAAGGACAAAGCUCUUCCGCUUUUCAAACUCUUCCAAACCGCUUGGCGAUCAGUAAUCUGACUGGGAAAGACGUCGAGCUCAAAUAUUCAAAACGGCAAGGUGUGGGUGUAAAAAGUGAAGAAACCGGUCAAAAGUUUACAAACAAUCAGGGUUUAGUGUUUGAGAAUGAGAAUAUUAGUGGUAAAAUACCGCAGCAAGUUUUACAGUAUACGGAGACUUCGGGUUUAGGUAGCGUGCAAAAAACUGUAAAUUUACAAGAUGGUAGGUCGACACUUCAAUCCAGUAAAAAACAAUCCGUCAAAACCCGACCCGCGCCGCCACCCCCCUCUGUCCCGCCUUUUGAGUCUACCUUCGCGAAAACCCUCGGCAAGUUCUCCAGCUUCAGCAGCUGCGAUACGGACCCCCACAGCUCCCCACGAGCCGGGGACGAGUCCUCCACCACGGUGGAUCCUGCCUCCACCGAGACGGAAUCCUCAGCGCGAACCAGCAGUUACUCCCGCAGUCAAACCAACGUGGAGAAAAUCGAAUCCGACAUGAACGAGAUCAUACACAGCAACAUCUCCGCGGAGAAGGAAGAUCUUCCCCCGGGGGUCAAACUCGUCGACAGCGGGUUCGACACGGCCUCCGUCUCCAGCGAGGAAUCCUGCCUCUGCGCGGCCGCCGCCUUGCAAGUCGCGGAAGACGGUUCCUCUUCCGUCCCGUCCGAGGCGUUCUCUCAAGGCACCUGUAGCUGCGCCUGCUCCAACUGCCUGGGCAGCGCGCAACGCUUCAACAACGGUUCCAGCUGGACCGGAAGUCAGGACUCCGAAAGCUGGAGCAACAGUAAUUCUUUUUCGUCCUACGACGCCAACAUGCACCGGAGGAAACUGCCUAGAAAACGUGAGCACCAAGACACAGGUGGGUGUGUACUCGCCCCCGACGAGCAGUACCCCUGCCACACCCACCGGGCGAAGACCGGAAACUCUACUGCCUUCCCCGGAAGAAUCCUCUACUCCCCGAAACGAAACCAUCGAAAAAUUUCCCACACAAGGGGACAUUACCCGAGUAGCUCCAGUGAGACGAGUAGCGCCGCUUCACGAAAAUAUAGAGAACUUUUAAAAAAAGGAGUUCCGCUUCGGGUUUCUGUCAUUCACGGCGACACAGACACCCCUAAAGAUAACGGUACUAUCACCAGUCUCAAAAACAAUUCCAUAAUCGACGUAGCUUCUAAAGACGGCGCCCUCACAACUAACCAUAGUAUUCGACAACAGGCUAACACGGGCUCUGAGAGCCAGAAACUUCUCCCCCCGGGGUCGUGGGUCAACAACUCGGGAUCCCCCUCCUCGGGACACCCCAGCGAAGACGACGACGACGACGAUGAAAGGUACAACCAGCUGACCCCUAUCCCGUCGUUAGAGGACAUCAUGAAGGAGAUACCCGAUGAAACGGGGAGAUACCCGGAUGAGACCCGCGCCUUCCUCAACCGUCCGGACUCAGAACUCUCCCUCAAAGCCUUGCAGGCGGUGCUCUCGCGACACGGCUCGUCCACGGAGGUCAAACCCACCCAACCCAACGAGCUGAUGAUUGACCGGAUCUUCAACCACCAAGGACCCCCCGACAACAUGGCUUCGAACUUUGGACUCCGAGGCUCGCAAAACCUGGACGAAUCUGCCAUCCGGGAGGUUGCGGCGCUGCCGGGUCACGAACCGGACGAUACCGUGCCGGCGGAUAUUGCCGGAUUGCUUUCCGGGAUGGACGGAAGACACAUCCGGUACUGUCAUAGCAUCAGCUCGAGGGUGGGGCUGGUGAGGAUGAGUGACCUACUUCCGGCUAACGGGCAGACGUUUGAAAAGCUGGCAACCCGGUUGGAGAAUACGGGCAUCAUCAGUUCUACUGGCAACCAGAUCCUGGAGCUGAUGAAGUCCUGUUGGCUGAGUGACGUGCCCCCCACCCCCUCACUCAUCCUUGACCAGCUCAAGGUCAACAUCAUCGAGACAGAGCUGUGAUUGACCCCUCAAGGUCAACAUCAUCGAGACUGAACUAUGAUUGACCCGCUCAAUGUCAAGGUCAUCGAGACAGAACUAUGAUUGACCCCUCAAGGUCACCGAGACAGAACUAUGAUUGGCCCCUUAAAAUCAAAAUCAUCUAUACGUAAUUGUGACUGAUCCUAAAGGUUAAGAUCAUCGACACUCAACUGUGAUUGACCCCUCAAGGUCAUCAUCGAGGCUGAACUGUGAUUGACCCUUCAAGGUCAUCGAGACUGCACUGUGAUUGGCCACUAAAUGUCAACAUCAUCAUGACUAAACUAUGAUCGACCCCAAGAGGUCAACAUCACCAUGACUCACCUGUGAGUGACCAUCACCUGCCACUACUUAAGCCACACAAAACCUCAAGGACCUCAAAAAAAACGACAAGAACUGGUACACAUCAAGAAUCAAGUCUUAUCAACAACUCAUGUGGCUACUGUAUCGUGUAACUACGAGAAAGUAAACAUCAUUUACGACAGACAUAAUAUAUAUCUAAUCUAACUGUUGACAAUUCAAGAUUUUCGAUAGGAGACUCUUUUAUCACACGCCUUCAAUAUUAAUGAAAGUAACCAUUAAUAAUAUUUUGUCUCUUCGAGUGGGCAGACAACUAUGCAAACCGCGAAGGUGUAAUAUCUACUAGUUAUGUCCCCUUACUGUAAUUCCAAACUUUUGUAAAUAUAUACGCAUAAAUAUAAAUGUAAUAUGUAUGUAAAAAUGUUUGUCUUUGUGUAUUAUGUAUGAGGAGAAUUGUAUGUAUAUUUUUUUACUUCAAAGUUAAAUGUAUUCAAACGAUUACAAAUUUUUACUAGCCUACAGCUAAAGAUGUGUUUAGUAUGUUACAUUUGUUACAUUUUAAAAAUGUUUCGUUACCGACGAUUAAAAAUUGUAUCCUUUUUUAGGUUUAGAGUUAUUUGUUUACCUCAUUUUUUAAAGAUGACUGCUCUACCUGAAUUAAAGUCACAUGUUUAUAAAUAAAGUUUAUGUUUACAGUCAGUCUCCUUUGCUUAAGUCUGUGAACAUAACUAUGUGAAUAUAUCUAUGUGGUGUGUAU
Molecule: messenger RNA, 5945 nt
Organism: Physella acuta
Lineage: Eukaryota; Metazoa; Mollusca; Gastropoda; Physidae
Biological process (GO): protein phosphorylation
Molecular function (GO): protein kinase activity; ATP binding
Source: RefSeq, a predicted model, not a curated record